Ahaetulla prasina is the source of this 3613-nucleotide messenger RNA. It is a transcript of the gene SLC25A30, whose product is annotated as solute carrier family 25 member 30. Gene Ontology annotation, biological process: mitochondrial transport. The transcript is spliced from 11 exons. The record is from RefSeq and is a predicted model, not a curated record. The coding region runs from base 537 to 1412 and encodes 291 amino acids. Gene Ontology annotation, cellular component: mitochondrial membrane. Lineage: Eukaryota; Metazoa; Chordata; Lepidosauria; Squamata; Colubridae.
ACACCUUUCCCAGACAAACGGUUCUCCAGUUUCUUCUUUAAAAAAAAUCUCCAAAGUCGGGAGGAAAAAAAAAAAACCCGGACUAAAAUUACCCUGCAAUACCCCGCACGGCCAACAGGGGGCGGGACCUUCCUCGCAAAGCCUUUGGCGCCCUCUAGAGGCGGCCGGCGGCUUCGACCCGCCGCAGCAACAGCAGACUCAUCCUUCCUUUCCUCCCCCCCUCGCUUCCCGGCCUCUCGCGCAAGCGCAGUGCGGCCGGCGGCCGGCCGGCGCCUUGGCGACACACAUGCGCAGACAAUGGAGCGCCCUGUUGGGGGGGGAGGGGUCCGUCGACACCGCGCUGGCUUUUUUUUUUUCUUCUCUCUUCCUCUCUCAGGCCGGUAGCGCCAGAGACGGAGGAGCGCAGGCGCAGUCCGAGGUGGGUAGCAGCAUCUGACUGAUGUUUCCCGGAAAAGCUGGAUUUUUACGGGCUCUCCAAAAAUAUCAUCGUGAUCACCUAAGAGGAACUUUGGAAGAGGGAAGAGACACGCAGGAGCAUGGCGGCUUUGAACUGGAAGCCAUUUGUGUACGGAGGGCUGGCUUCAAUCACUGCAGAAUGUGGUACUUUCCCAAUCGAUCUGACGAAAACGCGGCUGCAGGUCCAAGGCCAGAAAAAUGAUGCCAAGCAUAAAGACAUCCGAUACCGUGGAAUGCUUCAUGCGCUAGUGAAAAUAUUCAGGGAAGAAGGCUUGAAGGCUUUAUAUUCUGGAAUUGCCCCGGCUAUGUUACGCCAGGCCUCUUACGGGACCAUAAAAAUAGGCACUUAUCAGAGCUUGAAAAGAAUAUUUAUUGAACGACCAGAAGACGAAACGCUGGCUGUCAACGUGUUGUGUGGAAUUCUGUCCGGAGUUGUUUCCUCUUCCAUUGCUAACCCCACUGAUGUGCUGAAGAUCAGGAUGCAAGCCCAAGGAAGUCUCAUCGAAGGUGGCAUGUUUGGGAAUUUCAUGAAUAUUUAUCAGAACGAAGGCACCCGAGGCUUGUGGAAGGGCGUCUCUCUUACCGCUCAGAGAGCCGCGGUGGUGGUUGGUGUGGAGCUGCCCAUCUAUGAUCUCACCAAGAAGCACAUAAUUCUCAGCGGGUUGAUGGGGGACACAGUCUACACUCACUUUCUAGCAAGUUUUACAUGCGGCUUGGCGGGAGCUUUGGCAUCCAACCCCAUCGAUGUUGUGAGGACGCGGAUGAUGAACCAAAGAACCUUACGAACGGGGCCCCAACAUGGUUACAAGGGGACUGUAGACUGCUUGCUUCAGACCUGGAAGAACGAAGGUUUUUUUGCAUUGUACAAAGGAUUCUGGCCGAACUGGUUAAGGCUUGGGCCUUGGAAUAUAAUUUUCUUUUUGACUUAUGAACAGCUGAAGAAAUUGGAUUUCUGACAGCCUGAAAACUGAAGAGGCCCUGUCUUCUGUUGGUGGUCUUAGCCCCUCAAGUGCUCUUUCGGGUACCCAAGCUUGCAGAAUUGGUGAAAUUAAAUUGUUUCAAAGAAAGUUGAAGCUCUCAAGCAUUACAGAACAGAGGAUAACUUGAGACUGAAACAGACCUUAGUACCAGUUCGGCAUUUCAUCUUUCAUAAAUGUUACAAACGUUUUACUGUUGACCCGUCUGAAUGGGAAGGAAGGAAUUUAAUAAUUAGGUGCAGGGUUUCUUUCAGCCUUCGUUCAUUUAAAAAUAAGCUCUUUUCCAACAGGUCAUGUGUUCACAACCUCAAGAAUCUGUAUUUUUUACCAAAGACUAGAUUGUGACUAUUUUAUAAAACAUCCUAUUUUAUGGAAUAGCAUUGCAUAAAUAAUGUGCGAAACAUUUAUUUGCAAAACAACAUUGAGCAUCCUUUUUCUCUUGAAACACCUCAGUGGCAUUUCUUUUUUUAAAAAAAAUUAGCAUUACAUUAAUGCUGAAUUAAAUUCACUACUGUGAGGUUUCAGCCGUGUCUUAAAAUAUUUUGGCCCUGUCUGAUGAUUUGAGUAGCCCUAAUCUCAAAUGUUUUUAUUUUAAAAAGAUUCCGUUGUGGGCAAUAGAUGAACUCUUUGCAUAAACAUUAGUUGAUGGUGCUUUCUGAGAAAGUAUUAAAUCGCUGCCCUUCUCAAAGUUUAGGACAAUAAUAAUAUUAAUCAGUACAAGUGAUAUUGAGAUUAUGAAGGCCCAUUCAUAUAUGCCAAAGGUAUCUUGAAUGCCUGCCUGAAUAGACCUAAUUUUUCUUCCAUUUUCCUGGAUUGUGUCCAGAAAAUCCAAUAACACCUUAAGCACAGACAAUUGUUAGUGGUUGUUAAGAAGAAAACACAAAAGUCUUCACUUCUCAAAGAUUGCUGCCUUGUAUAUAAGCAAAUCUUUCUCCCCCAAAAUAUUUAGAAAUAAAAUCGCCACGGUUGUGGGCCUACGUGGGACCACUGUUUGGGGGAAAGCUUCUGUCCAUCUCGGUUUCACCACAUGGAUACACGGAAUUGUUCCAACCAAAUAAUAAUUUUAUGUAUGUUUUCAGUUCUGCAUAAAAGUGAUUUUCAUAAUAGAAUCAUAUGAAAGUCGGAGAUGAUAAUUUGAGGUUCCUCCGUUUUGCUCCAAGAAAUUGUACAGUCAACUUAAGAUGUCAAACCAGGCCACCUUGACGAAAUAUAUGUAUAUAUAUUUAUAUUUGACACAGAAAGGACAGUGUGGUCUCUUUUUGGAAACAGCUUGAUUGAAAUCUGUAUGCUGACCAGGUUAUUGAAAGCAAAGAUUAAUAAUGUGCUUGUUACGUUACGUUUUUAGUUUCUGAAAGUAUCUUUGUAGAAUAUGAAUGUAAUAAUAGUUUGCAAGACGUAGAGACAAAACUUUAAGUAUUUAUAUGGAAGUGGCUGAAAUAAUUUGUAAAUUCCAGCAACACACAGUUUAAGGAAUGUUGGUUUUCUAUGCAAUGUUGAAGGUGCACAAGGCACAUAUAUAUAUAUUGACAAAAGUGUCUUCCAUUAUAGGAUUUUAAAGGUUAAAAUGACAGAUUUUGGUCACUUUAUUAAAUGUGUGUGUCAAAUGGGUACAAUAUUUUUGUUUGAAUUGCAGAACGUCAAGGUUUAAUCCAGGACGAUGGUCCAUGGAUUUUGAAUUCUAAGAUUCAGAUUUUACAUGGUUAAAAUGUUUUUUUUUUUUUGUAAAUUGUUCUGCAGUAUAUAUUGAGACAAAACUAGAACAGGUGUUUUUUUUUUUAAAAAAUAGAAAACAAAAGCUAGCUUUAUUACUAACAAACCUAUAUCGAAUUUAUAUUCCAUCUUCAAGGGCACAAACAGCUUGAAUGGAGUUGCAGAUGCACCUGUCCUUCGUUUUUGUUUUACCAGCAAAGAAAAAUGUCACAUUUUUAUUAAUAAUAGAUAUACAGUAGAAUGUCUGGUAGAAGUCACAUAUGUUACUUAGCUCUCCUUCUCUAGCAAACUUCCUUGAUGGCAGCUUGGUACGUCCAUACCAAAAUGUAAUCUGUAUUUUUGAAAAGAAAAAAAAAUCUUUUCCCCCUUUAUGUGUGUAGCAGGUUCAACUCUACUUUUCCACCCAGAUCACAAAGAAUGGUUUACUGGAGGGGUAUCCAAUUUUGGCAACUUGAAGACCUGUGGACUUC